Messenger RNA from Rotaria sp. Silwood1, 1329 nucleotides. The record is from the annotation of a GenBank genome assembly. Lineage: Eukaryota; Metazoa; Rotifera; Eurotatoria; Philodinida; Philodinidae.
AUGACAAUAAUAAUAUAUAUUUUUCUUCUAUUUAUUCCUUUUAUAUCAACAAUAUCUAUUGAUAUACGUUAUCCACAAUUUUUUCAUCAAUCACUAUAUGAUUCUGCUAUUGAAAUAACUGAAGGUAAAACUAUUGGUAGUUUUAUAGCAUUUAUUAAUUUAAUUAAUGAUACAAAUAUAAAUUUAAAUGAAUGGUUAUUAAAUACAACAAAUAAAGAUUUUAAAAUACAAUCUAAUGAUUUAUCAUAUUCAUUAAUAACAACACAAAUACUUGAUCGUGAACGUGAAAAUUUCUAUAAUUUUUCUAUUGAUGCUCAACAUCUUAUUUUACCAUAUGAAAAAAUUUCUAAAAAUAUUCGUAUACGUAUACUUGAUAUAAAUGAUUGUACACCAAUAUUUAAUCAAACAUUAUAUAAAACAAUAAUGAUACCAAAUGAAACUAAUUUUACUAUAAAAGCAUUUGAUUGCGAUGAACCAAAUACAGAUAAUAGUCGAAUAACAUAUACAUUAUCAAAUUAUCAAGAUUUAUUUCAUAUAAAUGAAACAACUGGUAUAAUUCAAUGUAUUAAAAAUCUUCAUACAUAUGAAAAUUAUGAAAUAAUUAUUGUUGCACGUGAUCAUGGUAAACCAUCAUUAUCAUCAACAAUAUUAGUACAAAUACAAUUAAUAUCAUCAUUAAAAACUAAAAAAUUUCAUAAAUUUUUUUUUGGAUUAAAUAUAAAAGAAAAUUUAAAUAAUAAUUUACUUUUAUUAUUAUUAUUAAUAAUUUUAUUUAUAAUAUGUUUUAUAUUUAUAUGUUUAUUAAUAUGUUGUAUUAAUUAUAAAAUACAAAAAUGUAAAGAAGAAAAUUUUAAUGAAAAAAAAUUUUCAUCAUCAUCAUCAUCAUCAACAAUAAAUUCAUUAAAUGAUUUUCAACAAACAACUGUUUAUGAUGCUGUUAAUUUAUUUCCAAAUACAUAUUAUUUACCAGUUGAAAAACAACAACAACAAGAUUUUAUUGAAAAUUUAAAUCAUUCAAAUUCUAAUGAUAUAUCUUUAGAUCGACAACAAUCAUUAUCAACAACAAGUAGUCCAAUAUCAACAAAUGAUAAUGGAAUUAAAAUGAGUUCUGAUGAUGGUUGUUAUUGUUCAAGUGAUAUGUCAUCAGAACAAUCAAAUAAUAUACUUCUACUCAAUCCAUCAUCAUUAACAUUAUUAACAAAUUCAAAAUUAUCUUCAAAACAAGUACGAUUUAAUGAACAUAAUCAUAAUAUUGAUAGAAUUUUAAAACGUUUUGAAAAUUUAUAUGAAACACAGACAAAUACAGAUCAUUGUGCAUCGUAUGUUUAA